UCCCGCCCGGCGCGGCCAUGGGGACGCAGCGCUGGGGGCCGCGGGGGCUGGCGCUGCUGCGGGGCCUGGCGCUGCUGUGCGGCUGUGCCGGCCUGGGGCUGGCGCACCUCGCCGCCACGGCUCCACCGGCACCCGCGCAGGCGUGCUCAGAGUUUUCCCAGAGAUCUUGUGAAGAAUGUCUAAAAAAUGUUGCGUGCCUUUGGUGUUAUACCAACAACACUUGCAUUGAUUACCCUGUAAGAAGUAUUAUUCCAUCAUCAUCACUAUGUUCCCUCUCAAAGGCUCGAUGGGGAGUUUGCUGGAUAAACUUUGAGGCUUUAAUUAUUGCGAUAACUGUAGUAGCUGGGCUCACUCUGGUGUCCAUAGCAGUCUGUUGCUGUUACUGCUGUUACUGCAGAAGGCGUUCCAGGAGUAGACCAGAUGAAGAACAGCUAGCUAGAAAGAGAGAAGAACGAAAACUACAGUCUCUUCAGAGGAAACAUGAAAGAAAACUGAAGCAUGAUGAAAUACGCAAGAAGUAUGGUCUUCUCCAGGAUUCUGAUCAUCCCUACAGCAGAUUUGAGAAUGAAUAAAGCUGAGCACCUUCCACUAUAGCUGCAACUCCAACUCCAGAAUAUGGAAAGACAGUAUGUUUUCAUUUGUCUUUUUUUUUUCAUAGUAUUUUCUUUCCUGGUUGUAAAAAUAGGAGUGGAUAAAGACUUCAUGAAAUAAAUAUUUCUGUCUUCUACGUAGAUAGAGCUACUUUUUUAAUACCUGCUUUUUGUUUGAAUGUUUGCUGAUUUCUACAGUGGCAUUUAAGUGUGAAGAAUUAUCUAUACUCCUCUUAAAGUUAUAUUUUGCUACUCGACAUAGAUGGCUAAUAGUCACAACUGAGUGUUUGAAUUCAGUCUUAACCACCACUUAUACAGUUGUUCCCAUGUUCCUAAAUGUUUUUCCCUACUGUAUCUUUUAAAUAAAAACAAAAAAAUACAUGGAAGCACAUCUUCACACAGCAGAGACAGCUCAUGUUAACAUUGAUGAGAAAAUACACUGGGCACAUUCAUAAGUAGUACCACAAUGUAAGAAUUUUUCCCUUUAGAAAAAGGUGUUCAAGAGUUUGAUGCCUAAGGGUUGAGAGAAAGGAGUAUGUUUACCUUUGAGUAAUUCAACUCAGUCAUAGAAGUUUUCAUGUGUACUUUGGAUAUAUCACUGAUGUGAAAAGAAUUACUGCAGUUAGCAAAGUUGGAAGAUGGUCAUUCUUGAAGCAUAGUCAUGUGCCUAAAUUUAACAAGAAAUAACCUGUGUGAAUGCAGUCUCCUGUGAGCUUAAUGUAUAAUUAACAAAAAAAAAAAGCCAAAAAAGUUGCCAAGAUUCUGCAGUUUACUAGGGUUCACCCUGGCCAGCAGCUAAACACCACCCUGCUGCUCACGCUCUCCCUACAGUGGGAUGAGGGAGAGAACGGGAGCAGCAGAAGUGAGUGAACUCUUGGCUUGAGAUAACGAUGCUUUAGUACAUGGAAGAAAGGAGGGUACUGCCAUGUUCCAGCUCUGCUCUCCCCUCAGUUUUUGUUGCUGAGCAUGAUGCUGUAUGGCUUGGAAAAUCACUUAGUCCAUUCUGGCCAGUGGUGUCCCCUCCCAGCUUGUUGCCCACCCUUGGCCCACUUGCAGGAGUGGGCAGAGUGGGGAAAAACAAAACCUUGGUGCUGUGCAAGCAAUGCUCAAUAAAAACCAAAGCACUGGUGUGUUAUCAGGACUGUUCUAGCCACAAAUCCAAAGUGAAGCAUCAUACAGGCUGCAAUGAAGAAAGUUACCUCCAUCCCAGCCAGACCAAUACAGAAAGAAAGCAGUAUUUUUGUAACUUUUAGUUGUUUUGGUAUUUCUGUAUGUGAUUUAUUGUCUUUCUUUUCAUAGAGAUGUUUAAUUGAGCAUUUUUACUAGCUUACCAGUAUGACACAAGAAGCAAAGAGCUCUUCCCCCCACUCCCCCGUCUAAUGCAAAUUCCCAUUUAUUAUGUACAGUUUAAAUAAUCUCCCUUGCUACAUAUUAUCAAUUAAACAAAUGUACAGUAUUGAAUGUUAAUGUUAUUUUUUCAAUGUUCCUCAAAUAAACACUUUAACAUCUUUAA
This is a messenger RNA of Apus apus (common swift), 2103 nucleotides long. Its product is annotated as pituitary tumor-transforming gene 1 protein-interacting protein-like. The record is from RefSeq and is a predicted model, not a curated record. Gene Ontology annotation, cellular component: nucleus; cytoplasm. Gene Ontology annotation, biological process: protein import into nucleus. Bases 18 to 572 code for a protein of 184 amino acids. NCBI's taxonomy places the organism in Eukaryota, Metazoa, Chordata, Aves, Apodiformes, Apodidae. The transcript is spliced from 7 exons.